CAAUCCUCCAUGCCGCCGUCGACGGUGUUUUUCGCCCUCCAAUGCUGCCAAUGCUCCACCAUGCAGGUGAAGCAACGGAAGAAGAGUAGCAACAAGUGGACUUGUGUGGUCUGCAACCAGAAGCAAUCGGUCCGCAAGGUGUUUGCUCAGGGAUAUAUGGCCAAGGACGUUCGGAAAUUCGUCCAGAGUUUCAACAUGUCUCGCCAAUUCGCCGAACAAAAUGUGAUCCCGGCGGAUGACGACAAAGAAACCCUAGAAAUUGAAGACAAAAUUCCCCCCAAUGGCAAGCUGAAAAGGACCGAUUGGACCGAAUACAUUGAUCCAGAGGAGGAGGAUUCAGAAAUCGGCGAAAAUCCUGGGGACGAAUUUGAGCUCAAACUAGUGACUGAAAUGCCUAAACCAGUUUUUAAAAAGCCUAAAUUGAAGAGUUAUCAUGUCGCAAAAGAUUGUGAAUAUGGCGAUGAGAAGAAUAUUCUAGUGGAUGUUGGUGAGAGCCUUGUCAGAACAAAAGGCAGUUCUCAAGCUGGCGCGUCAAGUAGAUAUAGGGGAGCAAGGGUUAGAGGGACACAACAAGAGAGGACUAAUUAUGCAGCAGAAAUUAAAGGAAAGUCUGCUGAUAGGCAGGAAGAAGUGAAGCUCGAGGAGCCAAUGCAUGGAAUGUUCGAAUGGAGAGGCUGUUUAGUUCAGGGUGGUAAUGUCAAACUUUCUGAUGAGGUGCCAGGGAGAAAUCGGUCAGCAACAAUAAAGGGAUGGAGAUCUUCAAAAUGGAGUUGUUACAUAACAGAAGAAGAUGAUAAUCUAUUGCCUGCAAGUGGGAAAGCUAACAAAAAUCAAGCCAAUCAAGGGUGUGAUCCGAAUGCAUUUGAGACUGAAUUUGUUGAUCAAAGGGUAGAUGAAGACAUUCAUCCUGAUUUUCUGUGACAGUUUUUACAUGUAUGGCACCAGAUUGACCAUUGUAACGUUCA
Molecule: messenger RNA, 965 nt
Organism: Coffea eugenioides
Lineage: Eukaryota; Viridiplantae; Streptophyta; Magnoliopsida; Gentianales; Rubiaceae
Exons: 4
Coding region: 10-921 (303 amino acids)
Biological process (GO): mitotic G2 DNA damage checkpoint signaling
Cellular component (GO): nucleus
Molecular function (GO): chromatin binding
Source: RefSeq, a predicted model, not a curated record